Messenger RNA from Arabidopsis lyrata subsp. lyrata, 2834 nucleotides. RefSeq lists its product as uncharacterized. The transcript has a single exon. Lineage: Eukaryota; Viridiplantae; Streptophyta; Magnoliopsida; Brassicales; Brassicaceae. Gene Ontology annotation, biological process: meristem development; meristem maintenance. The coding region runs from base 160 to 2646 and encodes 828 amino acids. The record is from RefSeq and is a predicted model, not a curated record.
CACUCACCUCUGCAACAUAGUUUCUGCGUGCCUUGACUUUCAAACAUUAACAAGCUGCAAGAAAAAAAAAAAAAAGGCGUUUAAUUUUUAUUGCUUUCGUCGUCUUCUUCUUCUUCUUCUUCAAUUGAAGAUCUUCAUUACAAAGAGAGAGAAGAGCUCAUGGCGUCUCCCACCGAGAACAGCAAUCGACCUAAUAGCAAAAAAACCCAUCUUUUGAAACCUUGUCUCACCUCCAUUAAUGGAUCUCAAGCUCAUCUUUGUCAUAAACGCUCAGCUCCUUCUCCUGACUUGGAAGCUCUUUCUACGAGUGUUAACUUCUGGGGUUGGAGGUAUCCACACAAAAAGUUCAACUCUUGGGCUAGCAAAAUGGCUGCUUUACACAAACCCAUUUGGAGAAAAGCUGGGAUUUUUGAAGCAAUUUUAUCAUCCACUUACAAAAUCCUUAAGAACACAGAUCUUGUUCUGGGUAUUGCUGAGAAAUGGUGUCCUGACACCAACACUUUCGUUUUCUCUUGGGGUGAAGCAACCAUAACACUUGAAGACGUUAUGGUGCUUUUAGGUUUCUCUGUUUUGGGUUCACCGGUUUUUGCUACUCUGGAUAGCUCAGGAGAGAUUAUCAAGGAGAAGCUGGAGAAAGAAUGGCUGAAGAUUAAGAAAGAUAAAGUCAGUUUUGUAACCCAAGUAGCAUGGAUGGAGAGAUUCAUGGACAGUGGUGAUGAGCUUGAGCAUGUGGCUUUCCUCGUCUUGUGGCUUAGCUACUUUGUUUUCCCAACACGCUAUUAUCAUAUCUAUGAAGCUAUUUUGCCAAUUGCUAUUCAUCUUUCAAGUGGUACUAAGAUGGCUCUUGCACCUGCUGUUCUUGCACACUUAUAUGCUGACCUGACUCUCUUGAAAAACCACAUUACAGCUUUCAGUGAAUCGCCUAUUAAGGUCGAAAUUGAUCUGAGUUCCUUGUUUAAGCUGGUCAAUGUUUGGAUAUGGGAGAGAUUCAGGGCACUGCAACCAAAACCCAAUCUGUUGGUAAAAGGUGAGCCAAGAUUGGUUCGUUGGCAUGACCUGAAACAGAAAACCAGCAAUGCAAGGUGGACUCUGGGAAACUCGAACAGUUUUGAGUGGCGUCCCUACACAAAAAAUGUGAGAAACUGGGAUUUUCCUCAGUUUUAUCCUGAGAAAGCGAUGUGGGUGACUCUUGUUCACAACCUUGAUGAUGAAUUCAUCUCCUUUGCUCGAUGCAUUAAGGUGUCUGAGCUUGUUGGAAUUCAAAAUGUGGAGCAUUACUUUCCUAAUCGGGUGGCUUCACAGUUUGGGAUGCUUCAGGAUGCGCAUUGUCCUGUUAACAGGAACAACCACUCACGAGAGGCAGCUUGGAAUGAUUACUAUAAGCCUAUUGAUGAUUUGGCAUUUUACAUUCCUUCCCGUUCUGCAAUAUCUUCUGAUACGCGAAUGUUCUGUGACCAGUGGAGAAAGGGGGUUGUUGGAUCAGCUAAAACAUUGAGAACCAGCAUAGGUGAUGACUCAAGUUGUGUUCUUUCAGGCUCUAAGAUGAACAGAAGAAGCGAGGAUGGAAGGAAGAUAGCUGAGGAUUCAACAAAAAAGAAACUUAAGUACAUGAAGGGAGCUCGUAAGAACGAUGGGAGUACAAUGGGUCGUUGUCAGAAACAGGUUCCAUCAGACAGUGAUGAUGACGAUGAUAGCCUCACCGUUGCUCAAAUAACGACACUUUAUAAGAAGAAGUGUAGUGAGAACAGUGGAGGAAAUGCUUCUGAGCCGCUUGGUAAGAAAAUAAAACUUGAGGCGGAUAACAAUGAUUUAGGGCCUUGCCAAAAGCUUUCUUCAAUAAGAGAUGAUGGAGAUGAAACUGUACCACCACCGGAAAUAGAGCAAAAGAAUGAAGAACCUCAUGAAACAGGAAGCAAAGCAGGGCUGCGUAUGAUUCUGAGCCCAUUCGAUGAAAAAAACUCUUCAAAACCUCCUGUUGAUUUUGGUCGAGCAAUUGACAUUGUUGUAUCUGCACCAGAGACAAGUCAAUUCUGUGAUGAUGAGCUUGAUGUAUAUGGAAGCAAUGCAGAGAAGAAGACUAUGAUCGAUGAUGACAGCGAGGAACCAAAGUGCUUACUCCAUGAAGAUGGUACCAUAACUAGAGAAAUGGUGAGAUCAGAUAAGAAGUGUUGCAGUGAAGCUGAGAAGGAAGAUGCUGAUGGAAGGAUCAAUGAGAAGGUGCUAGCAUUAAAGGCAGACAACAACAUAUCAAGCCCUCAUCAAGAGCUUGAUUCUGGAUGCACUAAUGGAGAUGAAACAAGCAAAGUGUAUAAGCCUAAGGUUCUGAAGCCAUCUGAUGAGUCAAACAUUCACAUCGCUGUAGGGCAUGGAAAUGAGGGACAGGAUUGCUUGCUGCAUGGUGAUGGCAUCGGAAGUGAAGAAGAAACUAUGAAAUCCAAUGAGCCGUUAAAGGUUUUCGAAAAGAGAAACAAUGAUUUGGGUGAGGGUGAUGUUGAUAAUGACACCACUGAAAAGAGAUUUCAAAAGCUGAAGGUGCUGGCAUUGUCGAUAGAGGAACGUAUUAUUAAGGCAGAAAGAGCUGUGGCAUUGUUGAACGUAAAGAGAGCCAUAAAACAGAGAAAAAUAGCAGCAGCUGGUUUGAGUUAGGUCUUGUUUUGGACAGAUAAAGAAAGGAGAAGUCAAAUGCAAGUAAUAUAUCAAAGUUCAGUCUCAUAUCUUUAUGAUCUUUUUGGUUUAGUGUCUUUUGAUUUUUCUUCCAAUUAUCUUUUAAAGACUGGUUUGGUUCAAGUGUUUCAUUUGUAUCUUUUGAACCUACUCAGUUAUGAGCAACUUAA